UAUAUAUAUCUGGUGAGACAUUCUGCUAUAUAUGCAGUUUCAACUUUCAAAGCCAAUAAUAAACUAAGGAGAGAUAAUAUGGAAACACAAGGCAAAGUAAUCACUUGCAGAGCUGCUGUGGCAUGGGGAGCUGGAGAACCUCUAGUGAUGGAAGAUGUAAAAGUGGAUCCUCCUCAAAGAUUGGAAGUGAGACUUCGAAUCCUCUUCACUUCCAUCUGUCACACUGAUCUUAGCGCAUGGAAAGGCGAGAACGAGUCUCAGCGAGCAUACCCUCGAAUCCUUGGCCAUGAGGCGGCAGGGAUAGUGGAGAGCGUAGGGGAAGGAGUGGAAGAGAUGAAGGCAGGAGAUCAUGUGCUCCCUAUUUUCACAGGAGAGUGUGGAGAUUGCAGAGUCUGCAAGCAAGACGAAGCCAAUCUGUGCGAGAGAUUCCGAGUAGAUCCGAUGAAGAAGGUGAUGGUAACCGAUGGAAAGACCAGAUUCUUCACAAGCAAAGACAACAAACCCAUCUACCAUUUUCUCAACACAUCCACCUUCUCCGAGUACACGGUCAUAGACUCGGCUUGCGUGCUCAAGGUGAACCCUCUGUUUCCUCUGGAGAAGAUAAGCCUCCUCAGCUGCGGUGUCUCCACUGGAGUCGGUGCGGCGUGGAAUGUGGCUGAUAUUCAACCUGGCUCCACCGUCGCUAUAUUUGGACUUGGCGCUGUUGGACUUGCCGUGGCUGAAGGUGCAAGAGUCAGGGGAGCCUCUAAAAUCAUUGGGAUCGACGUCAACCCUGACAAGUUCCCAUUAGGCAGAGAAGCAGGGAUCAGUGAAUUCAUAAAUCCAAAGGAGAGUGACAAGGCAGUUCAUGAGAGAGUAAGGGAGAUAACAGAGGGAGGAGUGGAGUGCAGCUUUGAGUGUGCGGGAAGCAUAGAAGCACUUAGAGAAGCCUUUCUGUCUACUAACUCAGGAGUGGGAGUGACAGUGUUGCUGGGCGUUCACGCAAGCCCACAGCUUCUUCCUAUCCAUCCCAUGGAGCUCUUCCAAGGCAGAUCCAUCACCGCCUCUGUUUUCGGAGGCUUCAAACCCAAAACCCAAUUACCCUUUCUCAUCACCCAAUGCCUCCAAGGUCUUCUCAAUCUCGAUCUCUUCAUCUCUCACCAGCUUCCAUUCCACGAUAUCAACAAAGCCAUGCAGCUGCUUCACCAAGGCAAAGCUAUUCGUUGCCUUCUCCGCCUCUGAAUAGAAACAUCCUUUUCAUUUUCCAAGUCUGUGUGAUUAUUGUACUGCUUUCAGAGUUUCCUUAUUGGGUCUGGUCCACCCCCCAUACUAAAAUAAAAGUUGGAAAUGUUUUCAAGGCCUCAUCUUUCUCCAACUUGUCUACGGCUUGCAUCUACAACUUGCUACUUACAACUACAAAACACACAAGUUAAUGCAGCGGUAAGAUAGCAAAACAAGGUUUCAAGGAUCAAUGGAUCUUGAAACAAGGUUUUGUGCUUUGAAUUCUUUGUAAAACAGAGAGAAUUCGAAGACUUCAAUGUGAGGGAAACCUCUUUUCUUAUUCAAUAAAAACCAACUCUCUUAAGAGAGAUUACAAAGCUU
Molecule: messenger RNA, 1581 nt
Organism: Arabidopsis lyrata subsp. lyrata
Lineage: Eukaryota; Viridiplantae; Streptophyta; Magnoliopsida; Brassicales; Brassicaceae
Product: alcohol dehydrogenase-like 4
Exons: 7
Coding region: 79-1221 (380 amino acids)
Biological process (GO): formaldehyde catabolic process
Cellular component (GO): cytosol
Molecular function (GO): S-(hydroxymethyl)glutathione dehydrogenase [NAD(P)+] activity; zinc ion binding
Source: RefSeq, a predicted model, not a curated record